Messenger RNA from Vicia villosa (hairy vetch), 813 nucleotides. RefSeq lists its product as uncharacterized. NCBI's taxonomy places the organism in Eukaryota, Viridiplantae, Streptophyta, Magnoliopsida, Fabales, Fabaceae. Gene Ontology annotation, molecular function: zinc ion binding; nucleic acid binding. The record is from RefSeq and is a predicted model, not a curated record. The transcript has 4 exons. Bases 1 to 813 code for a protein of 270 amino acids.
AUGUCAGAAUCAAACCUUCCAGUUUCGCUAGCAGCAAGUGGUAUUAUAUGUUUCAAAUAUGGGAAACCAGGUCAUAAAAGUAAUGCAUGUACUGAAGACAUAAAGAGGUGUUUCCGUUGUGGUAAAGUCAGACAUGAAUUAGCUGAUUGUAAGCACAAAGAGGUUAUUUGCUUCAACUGUGGUGAAGAAGGACAUAUUAGUACUCAGUACCUGAAGCCGAAUAAAGCACCGUCUGGUGGGAAGGUGUUUGCUUUAGCAGGAACUCAAAUAGCUAGCAAAGACACACUGAUCCGAGGUAUGAAAAAGUUGGGUCUUGUGUUGUGUUCUUUGAAUGGAGAGAUGGUCGUCGAUAUUCCAGCUAAAGGAUCGGUGACUACUUCUCUAGCGUGUUUUAAGUGUCCCUUGUCGAUCUUCGACAGAGACUUUGUUGUUGAUUUGGUUUGUUUUCUGCUGAGUGGAUUGGAUGUGAUCUUAGGUAUGAACCAGUUGGAAUGUAACUAUGUUCAUAUUAAUUGUUAUAGCAAAUCUAUGCGGUUUUCUACUCUUGUCGAGGAGGAGGAAAUUGAUUUAUUAUCUGCUAGACAAUUACGUGAAUUGGUUUUUCCCGAUGAGAUUCCCGAUGUACCGCCAGAAAGAGAAGUUGAAUUUGCUAUGGAUCUUGUCCCUGGUACCAGGACUGUUUCCAAGGAACCAUACAGGAUGUCAGCAUCUGAGUUGGAAGAUUUGAAGAAGCAACUAGAGGAUUUACUUAAGAAGAAGUUUGUGAGACCAAGUGUAUCGCCUUUGGGAGCUCCGGUGUUGCUAAUGAAAUAG